Spinacia oleracea (spinach) is the source of this 1780-nucleotide messenger RNA. RefSeq lists its product as uncharacterized. The coding region runs from base 467 to 1780 and encodes 437 amino acids. The record is from RefSeq and is a predicted model, not a curated record. NCBI's taxonomy places the organism in Eukaryota, Viridiplantae, Streptophyta, Magnoliopsida, Caryophyllales, Amaranthaceae. Gene Ontology annotation, biological process: RNA modification. The transcript has 3 exons. Gene Ontology annotation, molecular function: protein binding; RNA binding.
UAUUUUAGUAAUCAUAUUUGCUUGCUAGAGAAUAAAUGUGAUUAGUAGGACAAUAUUGAUUGGACCUACAACUAAAAUAAUUUAAUCCUAUAAGGUCACACAUAUAAGCACUAAUUGGAAUGGGCCCAAAAGGCCCGAUGGCAACCGGUCUAUUAAGGGAAAGAAUGUUGGGCCUUGGUUUUGUGUUAACCUAAAACUCUCACAUUAUAAUAGUUAUAAUGUCAAGGAUUUAGAAAUCACGUUCAUUCAAUAUAUCUGACAAAAAGAAAAACACAAAAACCCUAAUUCUAAUUCUCUAAACGCCGUACAUCCCAAACAAAGCAAGAGACAGAUUGUGAUCGUUCUCUUCCGUACUAGCAUACGUGGGAUUCAAUUCGUGCUUGUGGACUGAGUAGAGGAGCAACAAGUGGGGCUCUAAGAUCUUCGAAGCUUGCAUACGAACGGGAGAACACGCUUCAAAGUUAUCAUGUCUGGUGCAAACAACUCUACUUUUAACUUGCGCCCUCUAAUUGAAAACAAACUGAAUGCACACAACUUCCUACAAUGGGAAAAGGCUAUGAGAAUUGUUCUCAGAGCGGAAGGAAAAGAAAGUGUUCUUGAAAAUCCACUCCCUCUUGAACCCCUGCCAGAAAAUGCUACUGAAGCUCAAUGUCGAGCUAAACAAACUCUCCAGGAUAACUCUCUGCAAGUAACAUGUUUGAUGCUUGCUUGCAUGGAACCAGAGUAUCAAAAGCGUUUUGAUGGUCUGGAUGCCUACACAAUAAUCCAGCAACUGAAAACUUUGUUUCAGAAGAAUGCUAGAUUAGGGAGGUUGCAUAGUAUGAUGGUUCAGGACGAGGGGAACUUACCUGGUGAACCUGAACAUAAGGAUGUUCUAAUGGUCAAGAGAGGUAAGCAGUUCAAGAGUAUCAAUGUCAUAGAAGUUAAUUUAGCUACAACUACUUCUUGGGUAUUUGAUACCGCUUGUGGGUCGCACAUUAUUGGUAAUGUGCAAGGACUAAAAAGAAGUAGAAGCUUGGGCAAAGGCGAAGUGGAUCUCCGAGUAGGCAAUGGAGCAAGAGUUGCUGCUUUAGCUGUAGGAGAUUAUAGUUUACGCUUGCCUUCUGGUUUAAUAUUAGAACUUUAUAAUUGUUAUUACGUUCCAGUUAUUACCAAGAACAUAAUUUCUAUUCCGAUUUUGGACUCGGAAGGUUUUUCAUUUCAAAUUAUGAAUAAUUGUUGUUCAGCAUAUUUGAAUGGUAUGUUCUAUGUCUCUGCUAAAUUAUCAAAUGGUUUGUAUGUACUAGACUUACAAAACCAUAUCUAUCACAUAGAAAACAAGAAACACAAACCAAAUGAUUUGAACCCUACUUACCUAUGGCAUUAUGAGGAGGCACUGCAAUUAUUCUCAGAGCUUAUGUCAUGUAACAUACAACCUAAUGAUGUCACUUUCCUCGGAGUUCUGACAGCCUCUACUUACAAGGGCAAUGUCAAUCAAACAAAAGAAUUUUUCCUGUUAAUGUUUGAAAGAUACAAACUUAAGCCAUUAAUUAAGCACCAUAAUUGCAUGGUUAAUGUGUUGGGCCAAGCAGGCUUUCUUAAUGAGGCACAACAGAUAAUAAAAGAGAUGUCAAUAGAACCAGAUGCUAUUAUAUUGGGAUCACUGCUAAGUUCUUGUAGGAAGCAUGGAAAUAUUGAGAUGGCCAUACGGGCUGGAAAACAUAUUCAGGAAAUUGACUCUAAAGACAGUUCAGCAUACAUACUUAUGUCUAAUAGCGAAGGCCAUCAAAUAGCGAGUUGA